GGCCGAUUACUGGAAAUCUCAGCCAAAAAAAUUCUGCGAUUACUGCAAGUGCUGGAUAGCAGACAACAGACCUAGCAUUGAGUUUCAUGAAAGAGGAAAGAAUCAUAAAGAAAAUGUGGCAAAAAGAAUUAGUGAGAUUAAAAAGAAAAGCUUGGAAAAAGCAAAAGAAGAAGAAAACAUGUCAAAAGAAUUUGCAGCAAUGGAGGAGGCUGCAAUGAAAGCAUAUCAAGAGGAUUUGAAAAGGCUUGGAAUUAAGCCAGAUGAUGUAGGUCCCAGUUCGACACAGAGUAAAACACAGAGUAACACAGUGGAAACUAAAGGAAAAAAAGAAAAGAAAGAGAAGAAGGAAAAGAAGGAAAAGAAAGAAAAGAAAAAAAAGAUGUCUCAGGACACCUCAAUGCCACCAAAAAUUGAAACAAAGGACUGGGUGCAAGGAUUUUCUCCUGAAGGCUAUACAUACUACUACAACACCAGAACAGGAGAAUCACAGUGGGAGAAACCUAAAGGAUUCCAAGGCAACUCUCAAAACUCGCGAAUGGCAGCAGAGUGGGUAGAAGGUGUCACUGAAGAUGGUCAUACCUAUUACUAUAACACACAAACAGGAGUAUCCACAUGGGAGAAACCGGAUGGUUUUGUUUCAUCUUCAAAUGAGAAGAGUCAGCGUGACAAGCGUUCUGAAGAGCUUGCAGAAACAGAUUCCAAAGCAUCUGAAUCAGACUCGGAAGAUAGUGAAAAUGAAGCACAGAGUUCAGAAAAAAAUUUCAAGAGGAAAGGAGAUAAUCGUGAAGGAUCAGAGGAAGGGAAAAAAUCUUCCAAAGCUAAAAAGUUAAGUCCUUAUGGGAAAUGGCGAGAAGUUAAGCCACAAGAAACUGUUGAUAAAGAGGGGAGUACAUCAGCUUCCCAAGAAACCUCUAGUGAUGCACCUAACAAGACCAACCCUUAUGGAAAAUGGAAACCAAUUACAGAAGAAAAAGAAGAAGAAGAAGAAGAAGAAGAACCCAGUGAAAAAGUGGACCUGGAGCUUCCUAGUGCAGAGAGUGAAAAUCUUUCACCUCCAGUGCUAGAGGUUCCAGAAGAUGCAACAGUGAUAUUUAAAGAGAAGACAGUCACCUCCCUUGGAGACCUGACAGAAGGGGUGCCAACAUUUAAAAAAAGGAAAUUUGAAAAUGGAAAAUCUAGAAACUUAAGACAAAGACUAAGUGAUCAGUAA
Molecule: messenger RNA, 1210 nt
Organism: Phaethon lepturus (White-tailed tropicbird)
Lineage: Eukaryota; Metazoa; Chordata; Aves; Phaethontiformes; Phaethontidae
Gene: WBP4
Product: WW domain binding protein 4
Exons: 9
Biological process (GO): mRNA splicing, via spliceosome
Cellular component (GO): nucleus; precatalytic spliceosome
Molecular function (GO): RNA binding; protein binding; zinc ion binding
Source: RefSeq, a predicted model, not a curated record